Molecule: messenger RNA, 2484 nt
Organism: Physella acuta
Lineage: Eukaryota; Metazoa; Mollusca; Gastropoda; Physidae
Source: RefSeq, a predicted model, not a curated record
GAAAAUAAGGAAAUAAACAUCAUUGAUAAAAGCUUUGCGGAUGCCAAGCCUAGUAGAUAAAUAGAUCUAAUACUUAUAAUACAAUUUAGUUCGAAGUUUCCGGAACAUUUCGUCUGUUUUCGUUGCUUAGGAGAAUCUCCGCAAGGGCAAGUUAAAACCUUGGAAAAGGUGGAUAUGUCAUAAUCGGAUUCGAAGGCCAAGAUUACAGUACUUUCGAUAACAUUAUUUCAGAAUAAUUAAGUAGACUUAAGGGCUGUUGAAGUUCUGCUUGUUGUUGACAAGCCGUUUGAGAAUUUGGAGUUAAAGAUGAGGUAAGAAUCAAUAAAUGAAAAUCAUUUUGUUUAAAAUAGUUAUGGAGCUUAACUAGUACAGCCUAUUGUUAAUCACUUGUGUUUAUGAACUUAAUUUACUUAUUACAUUCCAUACAAGUGUAUUUGAUAAUGUCAAGCCAUAGUAAAAAAUAAGUAUGGUGUAUUUUUCUUGUCAUGUUUUAUUAUUUUCUGUAUUUUAUCUUCAUUGUAUCCCCAGUGAAGUUGAUGAAUUAUUUUCAACUCUGCCAAUAGAAUUUCUACCCAGAAACCGUCCCCCAGGUGGCACAAAUUAUCUGUUUGCUUGGAAUGAUGAUUCUAACAAAGAUGAGUGGAGAGCAGAUGGUUACAGGUGGAGACAGGGUGGUUCUAACCACCUAGACAACAUGACAAAGAAAUAUUUCAAGAUCUACACUGGUCCAAGGCAGUGGAGCCGGGAGUUCACAAGAUCUGCCAUUUUUCAUCAUGAUCACCCAAAAACUGUCCUCGUACAAUAUUUUGGGGAUGAGUCUAAGGCUGACGGCUUUGGCACAGUGGGCAAGAAAUCAGCAAGAAACCUAACAAGGGCUUUACCUGGGGGUGUCAAAAUAAAAAAGUCAGAAGCAAUAAGUGUCUCAGCACAAAAGCUGUUCCAAGAGUUGGCUGCUAAAGCAGAUGAACCAUCGGCUCCACAAGUCUCUAGUGCACCAAAGUCUGGUCAAAGUCACUUUAGACUUCCAAAGGAUGCUUUGUUUGAUUUGCAUAAAUUUGCAUGUGGCAUUACAUUUGUACGUCACAUCACAACAUUUCCAGACCUGACAAUUGUUAUGUGGAUGGAUGAGAGCGUAGACAUACUUAAGGACAUACUAAAACGUACAAAUGUUGUCCAGCUGUUAACUUACAGCACAUUUAACCUGGCUGAAUUUGAUGUCUCUGUUCUGACAUUCCAGGAAAAUGAAUUUCUUAUUGCACCAACUGUGCCCCUAGCUUUCAUGGUACAUGGGAAAAAAAGUGCACUUUCUCAUGAAAUCUUUUGGCAACACAUGAAAGAGGUCUGUCCAGAACUGAAGAAACAUGUUGUUGUAGUUGCAGAGCAGUUGGAUGGUGUAGACACGGCCAUUGAGGCAAGUUUUCCUACCCUGCCACAGUUCCUGUGCUGGAACAAUGUGGUCCAGGGUUGCAAAUCCUGGCUGAGCUCACAUGGAGUGCAGUCCGCAGAUAAAAUUGUCUUCUAUGUAGACAGUGUCAGGUCACUUCUCCAGUCCAGCACGGAGGCUGAGUAUAAAGAUGGUAUCAUCUCUUUCUUGUCCAAAUGGGACUCUCCAUUUUUGGAGUACUACAUGAAAAAUGUGCACACCGUGGCCCACAAGUUGGGCUCGUGGGUCCUGCAGCAACAUGGUCUGACAGAAGUUGCUGGCAGCCGGUGUGAGGGCCUGCAGUGUGUGCUGAGUCAGCUGGAGGAGUGGGAGGGGACCACGCUGGACUCAGCUGUACUCAGCCUGUACCUGCUGGCCCAGUCUAGUGUAACCCAGGUGCUGAAGGGCAGGACCAGCUCGGGAGACUACCAGCUCAUACCAGAGCUCAGGCAGGUGUAUGAACAAGAUGAGACACUCAUACCAUCAGCUCUUUCUCCAGGGGAAAUUGUGCAGAGGAUCCGUGAGGGGCUUGUACAGUUGAAAGGUGAUGAGCCUGUUAUUGCAUCAAGUUUGACUCUGCCUAAACGCAAUACCACAGGAACAUUACAACAAGUGAUUGAGGAAAAUGAACCAUUUCCUUUAGAUUCUCAGCUACAAGUUUUCAUUGUUGAUUCCUUAGACCCUAAAAUUAUUUCCAAUUUAAAGCAAGAAAGUUAGCCGUACAAAUUUGAUCACCAAGGGAUUGUAUUAUCUUCAAAUGUGGUUUCAAACUACUGUCAUCAUGCUGAUUGUCCUGUGAUGAUUUAGCUUAUGCCAACAUUUCUGUAGUACAAAAACAAGAAUCAUUACAUUUCAUUUGUGAAUUCUGUAAAUAAGUUAUUUCUAUUAAAAGUAUCUAUUGGCAAAACUUGUUUUUUGUUGUUAAUUUGUCAAAAUGUAAACAUAUUCUAGUCAAUGUUUCAACCUGUGAUCUUAUCUUCAUGAACAUUAUAUGGUGAUGCUUACAAAGCAAUUUGAAACUAGAUUUCUAAUGCUCUGAAAUCCAUCUGAACAAACUAUGU